Molecule: messenger RNA, 1405 nt
Organism: Dendroctonus ponderosae (mountain pine beetle)
Lineage: Eukaryota; Metazoa; Arthropoda; Insecta; Coleoptera; Curculionidae
Product: RCC1-like G exchanging factor-like protein
Exons: 8
Coding region: 31-1359 (442 amino acids)
Source: RefSeq, a predicted model, not a curated record
AUAUUUUUUAUUUUUGAAAACUCACUAGAAAUGAAUAACAUUCGACAAAUCAAGAAACUUUCGAGAUUGGGGGCCAGAUUUGUAAGUGGAGUCAAAAGGAAAUAUCCACUUGAUCCAGCCCAUGCAGAUGAACUGCCAGUAUUCCAAUAUGGGCCCAGCAAAAAGGAUUACAAAAGAGUUUUUUCUUGGGGGAAUGUCCAAACUGGCGCUCUUGGAUUAAUGGGUUUAAUUGAUAAAGACCGGCCAAUGUUGCACAGCCCUAAAAGACUAGGAUUUGCGGAGAAGUUUCUGGUAGAGACAGCAGCAGCUGGAUUUGGGUUUACGGCAUUAUCAGUCAACAGUAAAACAGAUGUGAAAUUAUAUGGAACAGGCCUUAACACCGAUUCGCAAAUAGGGUAUCAUGCAAUCAGAACUGGGCAUCCUCUAGGCAUUCUUUAUUAUCUGCAGCCAAUCUCCUUGCCUUUCAGAGACCCAGAAAAUUCCAAAAUACUUAAAUUAGCUGCAGGCAGAGCUCAUCUUUUGGUGCUGACAUCUGAAGGACUGUUCCUCUUGGGUAACAACGCAUAUGGACAGUGUGGAAGAAAAAUUGUCCCAAACGAAGAUUACUCCAGAAGUAAUUUAGUCCAUCACUUGAGUACUAUGUAUGGAAAGAGGAUAGUGGACGUCGCAUGUGGACAAGAUCACAGUACUGUUUUAGCUGAAGACGGAUCAGUGUAUUCAUGUGGAUGGGGAGCUGAUGGCCAGACUGGUCUUGGCCAUUACAACAACACUGAGGAAUUCACACUGGUUAAAGGAGAUAUUUAUCAAGAAAGGAUAACUAAAUUGGCAUGCAGAUCAGAUUUUGUCUUAGCUUUAAAUGAUAAAGGUGAAACCUUUGGGUGGGGCAACACUGAAUAUUCACAAAUACCCUUACCAAGUGGCGAUCAACAAUUAUCAAUUCCCACAAGUAUAGACAUGGUAAAUAAACUAGGACCAAUUAAGAGUAUUGCCAGUAGCGGCUCUUUUUGUUUAGCUGUGACGGAAAAUGGGGCCGUAUAUUCUUGGGGCUAUGGACUCCUGGGAUUGGGACCAGACCCGCAGCUGUCCAAAAAACCCCUACAAAUUCCUCCCACUCUAUUUGGUCAAAAUAGUUUUCAACCGAACAAUAUUGUAGUUAAAGUGACUUGUGGUCUGAGUUACGCUGCUGCAAUCACCACUUUAGGUGAUCUCUUUGUUUGGGGAAGAAAUACUAAUGGAUGCCUGGGACUUCGACAUGAGAAGAAUCAGUAUUUUCCUCUUAAGGUGGCAUUGGGAGGAUGUGCUGAGGACGUUUUUUGUGGUGUUGAUCACACUGUUGCGUUAUGUAAACCGUUUAUUUAAUGCAAUUCUUGGUAUCUUCAUGUUUUUAAUAUAGUAUCGUUUAUUA